This is a messenger RNA of Parascedosporium putredinis, 222 nucleotides long. The record is from the annotation of a GenBank genome assembly. Lineage: Eukaryota; Fungi; Ascomycota; Sordariomycetes; Microascales; Microascaceae.
AUGGCCAGGGGCCUCGCGCUCAGCGUUUCGGGAGUAGUGGCCAGCGCCUCCAGAGACCGGACGAGCGCAGGCAUCCGCCCCGUCGAGUGCAGCAUCCGACACAGGGCAUCGGGCGAGAACAGAGAGCCAGAAUACUCCAAGAAUGCGCGAAUCAGGCGAACCCAGCGCCAGUCCGUUGGCAUGAAGGACACCCUCGAAAAUCUUGCGGUGUUUUCUAAAUGA